GUAGCGUUCUCUUCCCCUCGCCGGUAGCGGUGUUCGAGGAUCCUCCAGUUGCCAGUUUCGGCCUGAUGAUGAUGGAUCAACAAAACGCGGCUGGUGUGUACCUGACGACGAUGGAAGCUGCGGCUCCUACAUCGGGUACCGUGACACAAGAAGCCCUCGCAGCUGCCAAACUGGAGUUGGGGGGCAAUUCCAAUGCGUUAACCUUGAGGCGGCCGUUCGAUCCUGUGGCACACGACCUCGAUGCCAAUUUCAGGCUCACGAGGUUCGCUGAUCUCAAAGGAUGAGGGUGUAAAGUCCCCCAGGAGAUUCUUUUGAAGCUCUUGGAGGGACUUCAGGAUGAUUAUGCCCAGGAUCAAGAACAGGCCCACUUUAUGCAGAUGACUUUCACACGCAUUGGGAUUGGAAUGGACUCUUCUGUGACACCAAUAAGACAUGGAGGCCUCUCCCUUGUCCAGACCACUGAUUUCUUUUAUCCUCUUGUUGAAGACCCCUAUAUGAUGGGUAAGAUUGCAUGUGCAAAUGUGUUGAGUGAUCUUUUUGCCAUGGGAGUCACCGAAUGUGAUAACAUGAUGAUGCUCCUUGGAGUAUCUACCAAGAUGACAGAGAAGGAAAGAGAUGUUGUCAUCCCUCUCAUGAUGAGGGGAUUCAAGGAUUGUGCAAUGGAGGCAGGUACAACAGUGACCGGAGGCCAGACUGUUAUGAACCCUUGGAUCACGAUAGGAGGAGUUGCUACUGCAGUUUGUCAACCUAAUGAAUUCAUUGUGCCAGAUUCAGCCGUGCCAGGUGAUGUGCUAGUGCUGACCAAACCUUUGGGAACACAAGUGGCUGUUAAUGCUCAUCAGUGGUUAGAUCAGCCUGAACGAUGGAACAGAAUCAAACUUGUAGUGUCAGAAGAAGAUGUCAAGAAGGCUUAUAUGAGGGCUAUGGACUCCAUGGCUCGGCUGAAUCGAACAGCGGCAAGAAUGAUGCACAAGUACAAUGCCCAUGGAGCAACAGAUGUCACAGGAUUUGGCCUCUUGGGUCAUGCCAUGAAUUUGGCCAGGAAUCAGAAGCAUGAAGUUUCUUUUGUUAUUCAUAAUCUCCCCAUCAUUGCAAAAAUGGCUUCGGUAGCGAAAGCAUGUGGAAAUAUGUUCCAACUCCUCCAGGGUCUCUCUGCAGAAACAUCAGGUGGGCUGCUUAUCUGUCUUCCAAGAGAGCAAGCAGCUGCCUACUGUAAGGAUAUAGAGAAGCAAGAGGGGUAUCAGGCCUGGAUCAUAGGGAUUGUGGAGAAGGGGAAUCGAACCGCUCGCAUCAUUGAUAAGCCACGUGUCAUUGAAGUCCCUGCAAAGGAGAAAGAUGGGGAACUUUGGUAGACUUUCAUUCUGUCCUGUGUCUUAUUUCCCACCGUCUCUCUUUCGCUUUUCUCUGUAGGCCCAUGCUUACAUUGUUACAAGUCUCAUUUCCUGCUUCUCUUUGUCAAUCAUUCCCAGCCUUUGAAGAAAGUGGAUGAAGGGAACUCCCACAUGACCCAUGGUAGAGGAAAUGCUGUCAGCCAGCAACUUGCCAUGGUGAUCCUCCUCUUGAGUUCUCCUGACUUGCUUUGCUUUUCUUGAUUCAUGCUAUGUUGGAAAGAAUUCCCACACAUUGGUUGAUCAUAGUCUCAAUAAAAAUCUUUUUCCAUCUUGACUGAAAAUGCAGAC
This is a messenger RNA of Darwinula stevensoni, 1679 nucleotides long. The record is from the annotation of a GenBank genome assembly. NCBI's taxonomy places the organism in Eukaryota, Metazoa, Arthropoda, Ostracoda, Podocopida, Darwinulidae.